GCCAUCUUUGUUACAUGUGCGUGUGCUGUAGCGAACUUUUUGAAAGACACGCUGGUGCAUUGCCAUAUUUAAAAAAAACAGUUGCUGAGUUUUAUCAUCUAAAUGUAAUUACAAAAUGCCUACCUAUUUCCAGCGUCCAGAAAAUGCCCUGAAACGGGCAAAUGAAUUUAUAGAUGUUGACAAAAAGCAGCGAGCUCUUGAUGUGCUCUACGAUGUCAUCAAGAGUAAGAAGCACCGGACAUGGCAGAAGAUACACGAGCCGAUCAUGGAGAUGUAUCUUGAAUUGUGCGUCGAACUGCGCAAGAGUCAUGUGGCCAAGGAAGGACUGUAUCAGUACAAAAACAUAUGUCAACAGGUGAACAUCCAGUCACUAGUGGAAGUUGUGAGGAAGUACAUUUCUUUAGCUGAAGAGAAAACCGACGCAGCUCGGGAACAGUCGCACCAAACAGUUGUUGACAUUGAUGAUCUUGAUGUUCCAUCUCCUGAAACCUUGCUGCUGAAGGCUGUUAGUGGAGAAGAUGCGCAGGAUCGGACCGACCGGGCCAUCUUGACGCCAUGGGUCAAGUUCCUGUGGGAGUCAUAUCGACAGUGUCUGGACCUGCUUCGUAACAACUCGCGCGUUGAACGACUCUACCAGGACAUUGCACAGCAAGCUUUCAAAUUCUGUUUGAAGUACAGCAGAAAAACUGAAUUCAGGAAAUUGUGUGAUAAUCUGCGAACCCAUCUCGGUCAUGUUCACAAGCACCAACACCAGCAGACUGCGAUUAACCUCAACAACCCUGAAUCCCAGGCCAUGCACCUGGAAACCAGACUUGAACAGCUCAACAAUGCCAUUAACAUGGAACUCUGGCAGGAAGCUUUCAAGGCUGUUGAGGAUAUUCAUGGUCUAAUCAACUUGUCGAAGAAGUCUCCCAAACCUUCGCUGAUGGCCAACUACUACCAGAAGCUGGGGCUUGUCUUUUGGAAGUCUGGCAGUUACCUUUUCCACGCCUCAACCCUGCACCGAGUUUUCCACCUCACUCGAGAGCAAAGAAAGAAUUUGUCUCAUGAUGAGCUACAAAAGAUGGCCUCGCGAGUUUUGUGUGCUACUCUUGCAAUUCCUAUUCCUGCAUCAAGAAAUUCUAUUGGUCAGUUGUUGGAUAUGGAUGAGAGCAGUAUGGAGAAACAGCGCCACCUGGCGACGUUGCUGAUGUUACCAGCCCCGCCAACACGCCAGGCUCUCGUGAAGGAUCUGGUGAAGUAUAACAUUCUGCAGUACGUGAGUCCGGAGCUACAAAACCUCUACAAAUGGCUGGAGGUGGAAUUCCAUCCACUUCGCCUCGUUGCCAGGGUGACGCCAUCAAUAGAGUUCAUCACCAAGAGUGAAGACCUCAGCUGCUAUGUUCCUGCUAUUGAAGAUAUCAUCAUCACCAGAGUUUUGAAACAGGUUUCUCAAGUGUACCAAGCUAUAGAGAUGUCACGCUUGCUCACUUUUGUGCCGUUUGCGUCCCAGUUUCGUGUGGAAAGAAUUAUUGUGAAUGCUGCGAAAACACUGGAGCUUCAGGUUCGAAUAUGCCAUAAGACAAAGUCUAUCAGUUUUGGUACUAACCUUGGUGUGGCACAGAAGGAGGAUGUACCCGAAGGCCCAUACAUUCAGAGUAUGCCCAGUGAGCAGAUCAGAAACCAGCUGACAUGCAUGGCUCACGCACUGCAGCAGGCCAUUUCAAUCAUCGUCCCUAAGGAAGUCAAUGAAACCAAUGAACUUCGAGCCACGAUUGUGAAUAAGUACCGCAUGACAGGUGAUAAGGAUCAUCAGCGCAUCCUGCUGAGACGACAGAUUAUUGAGGACCGCAAGGAGCAGCUGGAACAUAUGAAUGACCAGAGAGAGAGAGAGGAAAGCCAGCAGGCUGAAUCUCAGAAGAAGAAGGCCUACGAAGCAGAAAUGGCGAGACUGGAGCGAGAAGCUCUGGAGAGAAAGAAGCAACGUCAGCACCAGGAGCACCAGGAAAUAAAACGCAAACAUGUCAAGGAGAGGAUUGAACAGCUGCGCAAAACUGACAUUGGAUCUAGGAUCUUCAAGGAUAUCGAUGAAGAGGAGUUUGCCGAGCUGGAUGUCGAUGAAAUCAUGCAGAAACAGGUUGAACAGCUGGAGAAGGAGAAGCGGGAGUUGCAGGAGAGACUGAAGGGACAGGAGAAGAAGGUGGACUACUUCCAAAGAGCUCGUCGUUUGCUGGAGAUCCCACUGCUAGAAAAACAGUUUGAGGAAGAUGACAUCAGGGCAAGGAAGUUCUGGGAUGAGCAUGAACUUGAAAGGAUUGAAACUGUUGAAACAGAACGAGCGUAUGCGCUUGUCACUCAAGAGAGGCUGAAACGAAUGAAGGAGGACAAGGAUGAGUUCAUAAACCGUUUACGUGAUGCCAGAAAGUCCGAAUAUGAGACUCAUCUGAAAGAGUUUGAACACAAGAUUGGCCAAGAGAGGAAGCUUCGGCAGCAAGAACGGAAAGAAAUGAGGAAGGAAGAACGCAGAAUUAAAUGGAGAGAAGACCGUGCUGAAGCAAAACAGAGGGCUAAAGAUGAGGCUAUGAAGAGAGAAAGAGAAGAAAAAGAGCGAAUUGAGCGAGAAAUGCGAGAGCAGGAAGAGAACGAGUACCAGGAAAAAUUGGCAAAGCUUGAACUGCAGGCCGAGAAACAGCGUCAGCGCGAAAGAGAGAUAGAGGAACGACAAAGACAGAGACAGGAAGCGCCAGUACAGAGGAGAGACGAAGAACCAAGCCGACCUGAUACUUGGCGAAGUAAAGAGCCAGAAGGAGAAUCCGACUGGAGGAAAGGUGACGGGGCCGGUGCCGAGAAACCAGCGUGGCGACCGAAACCACGCGAAGGGGGUGGAUGGCGGGAACGGGAAAAGGAGAGGGAAAAUAGAUGGAAGAAAGAACCUGAAGAAGAUUUGCCCAGAGAUGAGGGUAGAUGGCGAGACAGAGGCCCACCAAAAGAUGACCAGGAUGAGAGAGAUUUCAGAAGUAAAGCCCCACUGAGGGAUGACAGAGAUUUCCGUGAUAAGGGCCCAUCAAGGGAUGACAGGGAUUUCCGUGAUAUAGGGCCAUCGAGAGAUGACAGAGAUUUCCGCGAUAGGGGCCCACCAAAGGAUGACCGAGAUUUCCGUGAUAAGGGCCCAUCAAGGGAUGAGAGAGAUUUCCGUGAUAGGGGCCCAUCGAGGGAUGACAGAGAUUUCCGUGAUAGAGACCCACCAAAAGAUGACAGAGAUUUCCGAGAUAGGGGCCCAUCAAGAGAUGACAGAGAUUUCCGUGACAGGGGCCCACCAAGAGAUGACAGAGAUUUCCGAGAUAGAGGCCCAACGAGGGAUGACAGAGAUUUCAGGGACAGAGGCCCAUCAAGAGAUGACUUCCAUGGACCACCAAGGGGUGAUAGAGACUUCCGUGAUCGCGGCCCACCAAGAGAUGAUAGAUCUUUCAGAGAUAGAGGUCCCCCUAGAGAUGACCGAUUUGAUCGAGGAUCCCAUGAGGAUUCCGAUCGCAGGGGAUGGAGGGAUCAUGCCGCAUCCCCAAGGGAUGGUCAAGGGCCAGCAGCAGGCACGUGGAGAGACCGAGGGGGUGAUGACCACAGAGAAGAACGGGGACCACCCGUCCGAGGUGAAAGCUCGUGGAGAGAUCGUGGUCAGUCGGCUAGAUCAGCUGAUCGCACUCCACCAUCUAAAGAGAAAAGACUGGAGAGGCCUCAAGAGGACGAUGGUUGGACAACUGUGAAAAGAUAAACAUGCCCUCUACAAGAGACAGAACCAGUAGGAUUGAAGUACAGAUGGACAGACAACUCUUUAUUUCUUAAUGACUUGUACAGAUUACGUUAUAUACAGAUUUAUGUUGUGUGCAUAUUUCUCAAUAGUGUGAUGCUUUUUGUCUUAAUUUUCGGCAGUAAAGGUUAAGUUUGGGAGAGGCGAUUUUUUAGUAAAUUAUUUUCUUUGCUUAUUUUGAAUUUGAACUUUGUUCAUGAGUAACUUAUUGUGUUUUUUUGUGAUACAGUGUAUUUAAAUUGUAAACUAAGUAUUAUGAUGUAUCCACUGAAUAUUACUUUUCUAUAAAACCAGAUGAAUCAGUUUCAGUAUGUACUGGAAUUUAGGAACUUUUUUGCAAAUGGUUCCUGUUGAUUGACGCAAAAUCACAAGAAAUUAAUAUUGACAGUGCAAGUAGUCUAAUUAUCUUCAUAGUAGCAGGCACUUGCUAUUGAGGAAAAUCAUAGGUAAACUGUACCAGAAGUAGUCUGUGGCUACAGUUGCUGACUAGUUUUCUUAUUAAAAAAAAAUUCUGUAUAUAAUCAGACAGGGAAAAUGAUAAGGAAAGGAAAGAUACAUAGAAUUAUCACAAAUAGCAAUCGAUGUGGUCACAGAUUUGUAAAGUGUUUACAUCUGGUUGCUUCAGUGUUACAAGGAAAAAUUACAUGUUAAAGUGUGGGUUUGUAAUAAAUGUAAACAGUCAUGUUCCCAGUACAGAUUGUUGAUUAUUAGUGUACAUUUAAUUGUUCAGUCCUUUCUAAAUAGUUUUAAAGCAAUAGUUCAGCCUGUUUCUAAUUGUAUACACAGUAUGUAUCUGGUUUCUUCAUAUUGAUGCCUGUAGAUGGAAAUAUAAUAUUACAACAUAAUAUUGUAUGAUUUCAUAUUGCUUGAUGACUGGUUUUACGUCUUCUGGUGUAGUCCUUUUAAUAUGUUCAAAAUAUUGCAAUACAUUUCCAUUAGUCUUCUGUGUGUAUAUUUAAUUUGAAACCUAUAUUUUAUAAAAUACAUUCUUAUGUAUCAAAUGAAAAAACCAGGACAAUGCUUCAGUUUCUUCUUAUCGUAAUUGUGAAAAACAUGUCUUCAAGUGUUAACAAUAUUUGCCUUUAUUUCCGAAUUACAGUUCUAAUUGACAUACUGCACCAAUGUUUUUUUCACUGGAAUGUUAUUUUCACAUUCAUUGGUUGAGGAUGGGGUGAUAUUUUUUUCACAACACAAUAAUCCUCCUCCAUUAAUCAUGGUUGAUGACAUUUUUCAUUUUUAUCUUAAUUGUAACCAAUUAUGGUUCUUGCAUGCUAUAUAUGGUCAUGUGUCUAAGCUAUCUUGGCUGUUUUAAGAUGAUGGAUUCGUGAAAGAAAAGUUAGUCUGAUGGCUUUACUACAUCAGUAACACUGCAAGUUCGGUUGGUUAAUGACAUUUAUUUUUGUUAUUAUUAACUCUAGCUGUUGGUGAUAAAGCUAGAAAAGGCUUUAAUAUUGUACAACCAGUGUCAUGCUUAGUGAAGGGAAGUAGUUUAGGUGGUAAUACUUCCAUAAUGCUUCUUUUUAACACAAUUCAGUAUUUUUCUGGCCCAUUAAAUUUAUUGUUUAUGAUACUACUUUGUUGUGCUGUUUUCUGUUCAUCAAUCAAAUUGAUUAAUCACUACAGUUACAGAAUAGAAUAAAACCAGUAUGCCUAUUUUGAAAUUCAUAUUUUUUUUAUUGAGUUUGUUGUCGUAUUCUAGUUUAUUUUACAAAUACUGUUGUCUUCAAGCUGCUAAUCCUAAUUUAUAGACAGUAAAUUGUUUUAGAUUGUUAACAGUGGGUUUUUAAAAAAAACAAAAAACUUUCACAUUACAACUUUUUGAUUAAAUUAUCACUAGUGACAAACACAAUGUGUUUCUUGUUGCCAAGGCGUUUGUAGCAGCUCAACGUGCAUUUUAUAUGUCACAGAAAAGAUAUGUACCUUUAAAACUAGUGUCAGCAACUUUCUUUCUUGUAUAUAUACCGGUAAGUAGAAAAUUGUAUCAGAUUAUGCAUGUAUUAGCAAAUCAAAAAAUAAAAUGUGUACAAUGAU
This is a messenger RNA of Gigantopelta aegis, 5815 nucleotides long. Its product is annotated as eukaryotic translation initiation factor 3 subunit A-like. Gene Ontology annotation, molecular function: mRNA binding; translation initiation factor activity. The coding region runs from base 116 to 3748 and encodes 1210 amino acids. NCBI's taxonomy places the organism in Eukaryota, Metazoa, Mollusca, Gastropoda, Neomphalida, Peltospiridae. The record is from RefSeq and is a predicted model, not a curated record. The transcript is spliced from 22 exons. Gene Ontology annotation, cellular component: eukaryotic translation initiation factor 3 complex, eIF3m; multi-eIF complex; eukaryotic translation initiation factor 3 complex, eIF3e. Gene Ontology annotation, biological process: translation reinitiation; formation of cytoplasmic translation initiation complex.